AUGGCAUUACUUUCGUCUGCGCCAGAACUUGAGGUGCAAGCCCGCGCCCAAAUACAAGAGUGGAUUCAAGGCGGAGAACUACGACGCGUCCAGUACAAUGUGACGCUGCCGACUAUCGUCAAUUCUCCAACAGAUCCUCUCUCCUAUCGAGAAAUCGUCGCAGAGACCACAGCCGUCAGCCAUCAUGUUUCCAACAGUAUUCGUGCGUUUUAUAAACAGUUAGGAUUACAGCACGCGGGGCUUGGGAAGCCAGAUGACGACAUCAGCGCCACCAUAAUCAUCGAUACUCAAUCCUUUGAAGGCGAUGCGCCUUGCAAUCACCGCAGAUUCCACUCGCGCCGGCUUUCACUGCAUGACGCGGAGACUCUGCAGGACCUCGACUUUGUGUCCCUUUUCGCCCUGAGGUCAGCGCCCAGCCGCAGCGCUGUCGAGUCUCAGGACAUGCGCCCUCUGUCUCCGCUGCUGCUCCUCAACUGUCUCGCUCACCUGCCAGCAGUGAAGGAGCUGUAUGUGCCGUGGCUGUGGGAGCGUCCAAUGCCGUGCACUGUACCCAGCGAGCCAAUGCGUGAACAUCACUCACGACCUUGGGAGGGCCCUCUGCGAGACGCCCGGCACGAGUUCGGUGCUGCCAUACUGGAGCCGGAAAAGUAUCUCGCUGGAGGGCGGAUCCCCGCCACGCUGACCGAGGUGGGCUUGCAUUUCUGGACCCCAUGCCAGAUCCCUAAGGAAGACCAGAGCAUCCCCAGACCAAACUUGAUCUACCCGGCGGAUCAUGACCCAGUAUCCAUGGGAUUGCGACAGCUCGCCACGCAGCUGCAAGUACUCGACGUACGGGCCUUGAUUACCGAGGACAUGUUUCCGCCCGCAACGGCGCCCGCGGAGGAGCAGUGGGUACACAUGCGCCGCCUGCAGAUCGAGUUUCAUCUGCUGCGGCCUGAUGGACGGUGGUACUUCACUGGUCCUCGUGGUGAAGACCCGCACGACGCAGAUCAAGGCGGGUUCCGGAUUUCCAACACAGGUCACUACCCCCCCGAGCCCGACCGAGCCGAGGAUAAAGCAACGGACGAGGAGUGGGAAGGUGAUCGCUAUGGUGGCUCUUCAUCUGAUUAUGUUCCCGACAUGUUUCGAAUCGAGCCCUGCAGGGAGCGGAUCGAGCCUCUACUGGCAGCGUUUGCCCAAGCACUAAGUCGCAAGAACAUGCCAGCACUGGAAGUGGCUGAAUUGUUUGCCGUCCUGUGGUGGAGCCCGUCAGAGAGCAGAGAAGAAGAGUAUGAUGUCGAAGACCCGGAUGAUUGGGCGCCGCCGGAUACCCACCGUUGGGGCGUCAAAUACAUUGCUGCCGAUGAAGAUGAAAGCAGCAAUCAUGGCGGCCCAGUUGUGCAGUGGCAGGUCGGCGAAUGGAGGCCCAGCCAGCGGAUCCUGAGCCUCUUUGAGGCAUUGGGGCGCCAAGAAUGGCGGGAUUUCGAAUAUGGGCAUGGCCGAGAUCUUGGAAGUUUUGACUUGACGUUACAAAAGCGCCUCCACUAG
Molecule: messenger RNA, 1527 nt
Organism: Microdochium trichocladiopsis
Lineage: Eukaryota; Fungi; Ascomycota; Sordariomycetes; Xylariales; Microdochiaceae
Exons: 1
Coding region: 1-1527 (508 amino acids)
Source: RefSeq, a predicted model, not a curated record